AAGUUGAAACAUUUUCGAAUUUCAAAAUUCCGUUUAAUAUAUAUUUUCUACAAAUGAACCGUUAAGCAAUGAAAAUAGAGAGGCAAAUAUCGUCCUCAUGUGGCGUCUGCACCUGCCACACAAAGACAAUCGACGGGCAUUUGGUUGUUAAAGAGAGCCAGUCCAAUGUGAAGGAAGUGGAAACCAUCUACAGACGCAGGCUACGCAACGAUGUGCGUCCGGUUCGUGCUGCCAAAUACCAGGACUCCGGCUAUUCCCUUAAGCGUCCGAAUCUUGCCUAUUCGAGCAAUCGACCAAAAUGUGGACGUAGAUUCGGUGGGGAUAUUCGCUGUGAAGAAAUUAUAGCUGCUAUAUUGUUUGUGAUAAUGGCUUUUAUGGUCCCUCUGGGUCUAUAUUUAAUUAGACGUUACAAUCGUACAUUUUCAUAUGGUGCUGGAGGAUGUCUAUCGACUUUUUUGACUUACGAUGAUUGCCAGAUUCUGAGCUAAAGCGAAAUCCAAAAGCUACUAACUCUUAAGGAAGAAAAUAUAUUUAAAGCGAAGAUUCCAUAAAUAUAAGAUAAAAUUAAUUCUA
Drosophila willistoni is the source of this 573-nucleotide messenger RNA. RefSeq lists its product as uncharacterized. The record is from RefSeq and is a predicted model, not a curated record. The coding region runs from base 69 to 488 and encodes 139 amino acids. Lineage: Eukaryota; Metazoa; Arthropoda; Insecta; Diptera; Drosophilidae. The transcript has 2 exons.